AGCAAUAGACAGUCUUGAAUUGCCCACAGAGAGAGAGAGAGAGAGAGAGAGAUGGCAAGCCUUCAACAACAACAAGGUAAUGGGGGAAGCAACCGAAUUGGAGGAAGCAAUCGCAUCGCGGCCAUUGAUGUGGAGCUGAAGACUCCUAGUCCAACCCACCAAGACUUUGAUAAUCAUGAUCAAGAAUUUGAUCAAAAGCAUUACCAGAAACCUGGAUGGAAAAAGUUUAUGUCCUUUGUUGGCCCUGGUUUCCUCGUCUCAUUGGCUUACAUUGACCCUGGAAACCUGGAAACUGAUUUGCAAGCAGGAGCUAAUCAUAGAUUUGAGCUACUUUGGGUUGUACUUAUCGGAAUGAUCUUCGCUCUCAUAAUUCAGUCGCUCGCUGCAAAUCUUGGUGUAAGCACCGGAAAACACUUAUCAGAAUUAUGCAAGGCUGAGUACCCAAAAUUUGUGAAGUAUUGCUUAUGGUUUCUGGCGGAGAUUGCUGUCAUAGCAGCAGACAUUCCUGAAGUGAUUGGGACAGCCUUUGCCCUGAAUAUACUAUUCCAUAUUCCAGUGUGGGCUGGAGUUCUCAUCACUGGUUUGAGCACGCUCCUACUUCUUGGCUUGCAAAAAUAUGGGGUGAGGAAGCUGGAGAUGUUGAUAGCGGUGUUGGUCUUCAUUAUGGCUGCAUGUUUCUUCGGGGAAAUGAGUUAUGUAAAACCUCCAGCAAAAGAUCUGCUUAAGGGAAUGUUUAUCCCUAAGCUCAAGGGCAAUGGCGCCACUGGGGAUGCCAUCGCUUUACUUGGGGCCUUAGUUAUGCCGCAUAACCUUUUUCUGCACUCAGCUCUCGUACUCUCUAGAAAGAUACCAAAUUCUGUCCGAGGCAUAAACGAUGCAUGUCGAUUCUUCUUGAUAGAGAGUAGUUUUGCUUUGCUUGUAGCAUUCUUAAUCAAUGUUUCUAUAGUCUCGGUAUCAGCAACUGUUUGUUCGGCAAAGAACAUCUCAAAUGACAACUUAAAUCGAUGCAGUGAUCUUAAUCUCAACUCUGCUCCUUUUCUUCUCAAGAAUAUGCUCGGAAAAUCAAGCUCCAUCAUUUAUGCCAUUGCAUUAUUAGCCUCAGGGCAAAGUUCCACAAUUACAGGCACUUAUGCUGGACAAUUUAUCAUGCAGGGCUUUUUGGAUCUUAAGAUGAGAAAAUGGUUGAGGAACCUAAUGACGAGGACCAUUGCCAUCACACCUAGUCUCAUUGUCUCAAUUAUCGGUGGAUCUUCUGGAGCUGGUCGACUCAUCAUCAUCGCAUCAAUGGUACUAUCUUUUGAACUUCCAUUUGCUCUCAUCCCACUCCUUAAAUUCAGUAGUAGUACCACCAAGAUGGGACCUCACAAGAACUCAAUAUAUAUUAUUAUCGUGUCAUGGAUUUUAGGUCUGGGAAUCAUUGGCAUAAACAUCUAUUACUUGAGCACAGGCUUCAUCGGAUGGAUCAUUCACAACAAUUUACCCAAAGUUGCAAAUGUGUUCAUUGGAAUACUAGUGUUUCCGCUCAUGGUUAUCUAUAUCAUCGCAGUUAUAUACUUGAUGGUUCGUAAAGACACUGUCAUAACAUUCAACGAGUCACCAAAACUUGAACCUAAUGCCCAGACAAGUAUAGAGGACGGGCACGCCAACUUUGAGGCUAUGCCCGUGCCAGACCAGGUUCCGUAUAGAGAGGAUUUGGCUGAUAUCCCAUUACCUGAUUAGGGAUUUUCGGUCACGGUGUGAGCUUAAAAUUAAAUAGCUAACUUAGCUCAAUGAUGUAUGUUGCAGCAUUUUUAGAUUGAGAAUAUGGAGAUUUGUAUCUCUUAAUCUAAAAGAAAUGGAGAGAGGGGGUUCUCAAUUUGUAUCUGGGAAUGAUUGUAUGUUUAAUACUAUUGAACCUUUUAUGUAUCAAUCAUGUUUAGGGUUUUCAGUCACAA
Camellia sinensis is the source of this 1934-nucleotide messenger RNA. RefSeq names its product metal transporter Nramp7.2. The record is from RefSeq and is a predicted model, not a curated record. Gene Ontology annotation, cellular component: plasma membrane. Gene Ontology annotation, molecular function: cadmium ion transmembrane transporter activity; manganese ion transmembrane transporter activity. Gene Ontology annotation, biological process: manganese ion transport; iron ion transmembrane transport. NCBI's taxonomy places the organism in Eukaryota, Viridiplantae, Streptophyta, Magnoliopsida, Ericales, Theaceae.